AUGUUGGCAGAUAUUGAAGACAAAGAGAAGAUCAAGUUAACAAAGAUGCGCAAACAUCGAUCUAAAUCCAAAUUAAAUCGAAAUUUAUCAUUAGAAAAAUCAACUGAUAGAAUAAUACAUCCACGUAUUAUUAAUGAACUGAAAAGAGAUGUACAAAUUUGUUUAUACCAACGUUUACGUGAAAGUCGUUUUGAUCCAAGUGGUAAAUUAUGUUUACAAACGAAUCCUUCGUGGCUAAUGAAACGAACGAAAUCUGCUAUUGAUUCUCAGCAAAGAUGUAAAACUGGACCGAUUAUUAUGUCUGCUAUCAAUCAACGACAACGUUCAAUGGAAUCCUUUAAACGUAAUGAAAUCAAACGUUUGACAGCUGAUGUUCAAACUAUUCUAACAGGACCGGUCCUGAAAAAUAGUAAUCAACUGUACAAGCAAACAAACAAGAAUAAACAUAUUUAUCGUUUCUCUAAUUGA
Adineta steineri is the source of this 468-nucleotide messenger RNA. NCBI's taxonomy places the organism in Eukaryota, Metazoa, Rotifera, Eurotatoria, Adinetida, Adinetidae. The record is from the annotation of a GenBank genome assembly.